AACUUAAACGUAUUCGUAAGCAUUCCACUGUAACAUGUUAUUUGUUAGUAACAAAUAGGCUUCUUUAUAAGUAAUAAACCUUAAUAGACUUCGUAAAAGGACCAAAAAAGAUAUGUUCGGGGACUUUAGGAAGAGCCAUGCACAUGGACACGAGGCCAACGAACUAGAGGCAUUUAUGAACUCUCUGGAACAUAGAGAACUGGAACCGAUCCAAUACUUUUAUCACAUGACCACUACACAAAACAUCCGCAAAAUAUUCGAAGAAGGAGUUAUGAUCCCGAGAAACACAGAAUCGCCAUAUUGGACGAAACUAGCACGUGACCAAAAUUCACCAAUCGGUGUAUGGUUUAACGCAAGCCUUUAUCACAGUGAACAUCCAAUGACAUCACCAUAUGGUGAGAACAGAAUAAAAAUUCCGUGUCACUUUAUUGUACAAAACAUGUUCAAACCAAGACUGUUUCUAGAAUCAUUUUAUUACUUUCAAUCCAACCCUAAAAACCAAAUUGUUAGACUGAUUUUAGUAGACGCUGAAAUGAACAAAAAGGAACACGACUGGUGUGACAAGAAUUGUUUGAAACGUGUCAAUAUGGUUGACAACAAAAUGCUGAUUCUUGAUAGAAGUAGUAAGACAUACAAGAGCGUGAAGAAUGAUGGAAUCAUAUUUCCAUACAUAUGGAUAGAAGUUCUCGUCGUUGGUCACGUGGAAAUGGUCGCUAUAGAUACUAUAGAAGAAACUUCUCCCAGUAAACAAGAGGCCAUACCGGGGAAAGUUCCUCCACUGAAAUAAUAGUAGGCCUUAGACAUUUUCUGUUCUUAAUAUGAUGUGUAUGAAGUCCAGGUCCGAGUGUAAUACUUUGAGGUUACCUUUUUAAGUUUGUUUAUUUCCUGGAAAAAUACUAAUUUUGAGCUAUUAUGAUUGGUGGAAAGCUUUCAUGUGUAACAUAACUGAAUGGAAUUAAAGAUUUGUUUACUUCAA
This is a messenger RNA of Mercenaria mercenaria, 976 nucleotides long. RefSeq lists its product as uncharacterized. The transcript is spliced from 2 exons. NCBI's taxonomy places the organism in Eukaryota, Metazoa, Mollusca, Bivalvia, Venerida, Veneridae. The coding region runs from base 113 to 787 and encodes 224 amino acids. The record is from RefSeq and is a predicted model, not a curated record.